Messenger RNA from Aegilops tauschii subsp. strangulata, 783 nucleotides. Lineage: Eukaryota; Viridiplantae; Streptophyta; Magnoliopsida; Poales; Poaceae. The record is from RefSeq and is a predicted model, not a curated record.
AUGCAGAUUGUGGUCUGCAUCGGCGGCAUCUGGAAGAUGGUGGAUCGUGCGCUGGGUUCAUUGUUCGUGGAUGGCAGAUGUGGUUUUCUCCUCCGGCGUUCUAGUCGUGUGGGGGUGCCAGAUCUGAAGUUCGAUGGCGUGUCCGGGGUGUUGCCCUGGUCUGAUUGGUUCAACGGUGAUGGUUUUACCUUUGGUGAGCCACCUUGGAGGUCUGCAAAGCUGUAUAUCAGCAAUGGAGCCGCUACGAGCUCGAGUGUGAAGAGUUCUCCAGUCUUCGCAAGGCUUGCAGAAGGCCACUCCCCACCUGUCAACUUUGAGAUCAACGGCCGCCAGUACAACAAGGGAUACUAUCUAGCUGAUGGUAUAUAUCCUCAGUGGUCAACUUUUGUGAAGACAAUCUCGAGCCCCCAAGGUGAGAAGAGAAAGAGAUUUGCCCAAAUGCAAGAGAGUGUUAGAAAGGAUGUGGAACGUGCUUUUGGUGUGCUUCAAUCCCGAUGGGGUAUCGUUCAAAACCCUGCACUGUCAUGGGAUGAAGGGAAGUUUUGGGAGGUGAUGACUACUUGUGUGAUCAUGCACAACAUGAUCGUCGAGGACGAGCGUGAUGACAGGAUCUUCGACCAAGGAUUUGAUUAUCAAGGUGAAAAUGUUGAGCCCCUGCAUCAAGAACCGGCCACGUUUGAACAGUUUGUCCAAUUCCAUCGUGAGCUGCGUGAUUGGCACACUCAUUUGGAUCUUCAAAAUGACUUGGUUGAGCACGUGUUGAGUCACAUUGGCAACCAAUAG